UCUGUGAAGUAUUUAAAAGACCACGACCUUCGGCAGAAGUAGUCAGUGAGUGCUCGUCAACCACGCGCGACGUCCAUCAUGAAGUUACUAUUAUGCAUAUGUUUUCUAUCCAUCGCCGUCUCAGCGAUGGCAGAGCAAGAUGUGGACCAAAUCCUUCAAGAUGGCAACAAUAAAUUUACGGCGAAAAUGUUCAAUGAAGUAGCAAACGCUAAUAAAGAGAAAAGCAUUGUUCUAUCGGCGUACUCUGUUAUGCCGCCUCUUGCGCAGCUGGCUCUAGCUUCAGUCGGUGAAUCGCACGAUGAACUUCUUAAUGCUAUCGGAAUGCCUAAUGAUAACGUGACCAAAGCUGCUUUUAGCUCCGCUAAUUCAAAACUGAGGUCAACGAAAGGAGUGACACUGCAAACAGCUAGUAAAAUUUACGUUGCUCAAAAUUAUGAAUUGAAUAAUGAGUUUGCUGCUGUCUCGAGAGAUACUUUUGGUUCUGAGGUUAAAAAUGUCGACUUUAGCAAGAAUGCAGAAGUUGCUGCCGAAGUCAAUGCUUGGGUAGAAGAUCAAACAAAUCAUCGCAUCAAAGAUUUAGUAGACCCAGACGCUUUAACACCUGAUACGAAAGCUCUAUUGGUCAACGCCAUUUACUUCAAGGGUACUUGGAAAAUUCCCUUCCAAACAUAUGCAACUAGAGAUAAAGAUUUCCAUGUAACUAAAAACAAAGUGAUCAAAGUCCCUACCAUGUACAACAAAGAUACUUAUAAUUAUACAGAAAGCAAGGAGCUGAACGCACAAAUUCUUGAAAUUCCUUAUGAAGGAGAUGAAGCAUCUUGCGUUUUUGUGUUACCUCGUGAAGUAGAUGGCAUUGACGAGUUGGCAGAAAAGCUAAGAGAUCCAACAGCACUCGACAAAGCAAUGAGUAAUAUGCAUGAAAUAGAUAUUGAAGUUUACCUCCCUAAGUUUAAGAUCGAAACUACCACGGAUCUCAAAGACAUUCUUCAGAAGAUGGAAAUUCAGAGAUUGUUUUCUCCAAAGAAUGCCAGAUUAGACAACCUUUUGAAACAUAACAGUAAUCUAUACAUAGAUUCAGCUUUACAAAAAGCCUUUAUUGAAAUUAACGAAGAAGGUGCUGAAGCAGCCGCUGCAAACGUUUUCGGCAUAAGCUACGCUACUUCGGCAAUUUUACCUAAAUUCUAUCAACUUUUCAUGGCUGAUAGGCCAUUUUACUUUGCAGUGAAAUCCAAAUCUUUAACUCUAUUCAACGGAGUACUACACGGUGUCUAAACUACUAUUAUUUUAGUAUUUACCUCGUUGAUUUUUCAUUUAAAUGUAAUAAAGAACUGCAAUUAAAUUGUAACAUAUCGAAUUCUUCUAUUUAGCAAGCUUAAAUAUAUUAGUUAUCUGUGUUUAUGCAAUUUGAACAAAGUUCCAUAAUUUAUUUAAAUUAUCAUGUCUGUAUGUUGUUUACAUAUUUGUUAAAAAAAAAAAAACUAUCUUUUCGCCACUGUAAUGUAUGUGUGUAAAUGCUUAUUUAAUAAAAAGUUUUUUUAUUGAUA
Molecule: messenger RNA, 1544 nt
Organism: Vanessa atalanta (red admiral)
Lineage: Eukaryota; Metazoa; Arthropoda; Insecta; Lepidoptera; Nymphalidae
Product: alaserpin-like
Exons: 9
Coding region: 79-1272 (397 amino acids)
Molecular function (GO): serine-type endopeptidase inhibitor activity
Source: RefSeq, a predicted model, not a curated record